CUUUGUGUUAUCGCUGUCAAACUUGACGUGACUCGGUCCAAUGCAAUGGAAGCCUUUGGUCGCCCAAACCGGAGGAAACAAUCGGAUGCGAUUUGAUUGGAACAAUUUGAGCCAUUUUGCAGGCCUUCCUGCUUGCGAAUGACAUCGAGGCGCGUUGGCACUUUUGUUUAGCGUGCGCGUGCGCGUGGUUGUUUGGCCGUUGCCGGCCUUGUUUAUGCCGCCUGCGCUUUGGCUCGGCGACGCAGGCCUCCGGUCCGCUGCGAUGCCAGUUUAACGUCUCCGCUGGUUUCUUCCCAUCGGCCCAUUCGCUCACCAAAAAAUAUGAGCCAGGCGCAACAAUGACAUCCAGAUUUGGGAAAACCUACAGCCGCAAGGGAGGAGAGGGCCCGUCCAAGUUUGACGAGGUCGUGUCCACCAAGAGGGGGACCCUGAGCACAAAAUGGGGGGACACCACCUACAAGGCCAGGGUGGGCUCCAAGCGGGCCGGCGCUCCCAAGGGCCCCUCGGCGCCGGGCGCUCACAAGCGAGCCCGGCCCGGCGGGGACGGCUCGGACGACCCCUUCGGCUUCGACAGCGACGAAGAAUCCAAACCGGUGUCCUCUCGCGGCGGCAAGUCCUCGCCCGCCAAGGCGGAACCCCACCGAGCGGAGAAGCUGAGGGUCUCGCUGGACUCCGGGAACUGGUCUAGCUUCCACGAAGGACUCGCCGCCCCCGCGCGAGAGAUGUCACGGUCGGGCAGGACCGAGCGGCCCGGUCCGUUCUUCGGCAGCGGCGAUGCCAGCAAAGGAAAAGUCGGGAGUUCUUCGCUGGCUUCAGAGAAGCGGCACAGCUACGCGUGGUACCAGAACGCCUCCGAAAGCGACAAGAAGCCUUUGGCGCAGACCGCCACCUUGAAGACCUUUGCCGAGGCCGAGUCGGCCUACGGCUCCUGGGACGCCCUGAUGGGCUUCCGACCGCCGUCGCCUAGCCGGGAGCCGUGCGACCCCGACCCCGCGCUCUCCUGGACUUCGGCGGCCGACGAGCUGCCGUCGCCGCCUCGGCUGCGGAGCCCCGCCGACGGGCGGGACCCGGACGGCGACUUCGGCUUCGAGACGGCCGACCGCUGCCGGACGUCGACGACCGCGUCGCCGCUCGUGCGGAACUCCAACUGUCGGACGUACCGCGGGCCCGGCAAGCAGAGUUCGUCUAAAGACCCGGACUGCGGCGUUCCGCCGUCGGGUCCGCUCGCGUCGGCGUCCGGCGGUGCUAACGAGACGGCGACGGCGAUUCGUGGCGGCGGGAUGAGGGACUACACCGUGCUACACCCUUCCUCCGCCUCCAUGUGUAACGUCACCAAUCAGGCGGGCGGCGGGGAGGAGUUCAAAGGCGAAGGCGCUCCCGCUAGCGGUACGAGUGGCGCUAACAGUAGCGGCGCGGCGGAGCGGCUGGACGCCGCGUGGCAGCGGAAGAAGGCCGAGCAGCGACACGCCAGUCCGAACCAGUCCAGAUCGAAGAAGGGACCCAAAGCCGACCUGUUUGGUUUCGACCAAGUUGGCGGCCGUCAGGACGACGAAGACGCCAACGAAGGUGACGCCGACGACGACGACGACGACGGCUCGUCCAAAUACAAAAUCAAAUACUUUGGUUUCGACGACAUGAGCGACAGCGACGGUGCCGGCGACGACGACGACUGCUCGCCCAAAGUGAGGAUGAGGGUCAAAAUGGCCGCGGUUGCCGAGGAAAAGCCGCCGGUGGCCGUGGAGGACUCGCACGACGACGACCCCUUCAGGGACCGCCAGGUUCUUGAGAGAUGCACCGCGCAGCCGAGCGAAAACUACUCGGAGACGCUGUACAGCAGGAUACAACAAGAGUCUACUCGUCGGCUCUCGGACUGCGCCCCCGCAGACGUGCCGAACUUCUCCGAGGACGAUCUCAGGGUGGUGGCCGCCGGCCCCAGGAGGCCCCCCCGGGGCAAGACGGCCGACAAGAACCAGGACACCCACCGGAGGAUCUUCAGUGCACAAAAGAAGUCUCCCACCAAAGCAGUGUACAACGCCCGCCACUGGACACUGGAGAGCGAAGAGGAGCCCAUUCCUUCCUUCAUGUGCCGCCCGCCAACGACUCCCGUGCCGCGCUCGUCGGGAGGAGGAGCGUCCGCCGACGUGCCGUCGGACGUGCAGAAGGACGACGGCGUCUUCAAGGCCCCGCCGCCUCCUCCCAAGGUCACCAAGUGCAUCAACGUCCCCGACGACCCCUACCAGGACACGGUCACGGCGCUCAAGUGUCGCAAAGAGCACAAGGAGCUGUACACGGUGGUCCAGCACGUCAAGCACUUCAACGACGUGGUGGAGUUUGGCGAGAACCAGGAGUUCACAGACGACUUCGAGUACCUGGCGGCCGGUCUGAAGAGCGGACAACCGCUCAACACUCGCUGCCUCAGUGUGAUCAGCCUGGCGACGCGCUGCGCCAUGCCCAGCUUCAGGAUGCACCUGAGGGCGCGAGGGAAGGUGGCGCAGGUCUUCAAAACGCUCAACGACGCCCCCCAGCACCCCAACCUGGCCAUGUGCACCGCCUCCCUCAUGUACAUCCUCAGCCGCGACCGGCUCAACAUGGACCUGGACCGCUCCUGCCUGGACCUGAUGAUCCGCCUGCUGGAGCUGGACCAGGACCAAGGCGGCGGGGCGGCGGCGGCGACGGCGGCGGCGGCGGCGGCGGACUCGGCCUCCCAGCUGAGCGCCAGGGAGAUCUGCAAGAUGAAGGAGAAGAUCCGCAAACUGUGCGACACGGUGCACAACAAGCACCUGGACCUGCAGAACAUCACGACGGGUCACCUGGCCAUGGAGACGCUGCUGUCGCUGACGUCCAAGCGAGCGGGCGACUGGUUCAAAGAGGAGCUGCGACUCCUGGGAGGCCUUGACCACAUCGUAGAUAAGGUGAAGGAGUGUGUGGACAACCUGAAGCGGGAGGAUGACGAGGACAAGCUGGUGUCGUCCUUGUGGGGAGCUGAGAGAUGUUUACGUGUGCUGGAUAGUGUGACAGUGCACAACGCGGAGAAUCAGAGCUACCUGAUCGCUUACAAGGACUCGUCACUCAUCGUCUCCUGUGCGGAGGCGCUGCGCCACUGCGAGGAGAUGAUCCGACGCCACAGCACGGAGGUGAGCGGCGCGGACGGCGGCGCCGUGGUGGCCAAAGCCGUGGAGAACUGCAUGAGGGCCGUCAUCGGCGUUCUGCUCAACCUGACGCACGACAACGAGUGGGGCAGCACCAAGACGGGCGAGCAGGACGACUUGAUCCCGACGGCGCUCAACUGCGUUCUCAGAGUUCCUCAGUACUUUCCUCAGGAGAAGAGGUUCGACAUCCGCGUUCUGGGUCUGGGCCUGCUCAUCAACCUGGUGGAGUACAGCGCCAGGAACCGCUACUGUCUGAUGGAGAUGGAGAUGGAGGGAGGUCAGGGUCCCUGCGACUCCACCGUGCUCCUCGUCCCUCCGCACCAGCAGGACGUCGUCGUCGCCGGCGGCGGUCCGCUCAGCGCCAUCGCCGCGCUCGUGCAGUUGUUCCUCCAGCGGGAGCGAGCGGCCGUCCUGGCCGAGGCGCAGACCGACGACCUCAUCAAGGAGCCGGCCAAGCCCGCCGACAAGAGCGGCGAGUGGCGGGAGACGGGCGGCGAGAUCCAGUGGGUGGCCAACGACAACCAUUGUGACAGCGACGCCAAGGAGAAGGGGGACAAGGACAAGAAGAAGGAGGAGGAAGAUGGCGAGCUGGACCUCAACAAAGCUCUGCAGCACGCGGGGAAGCACAUGGAGGACAGCAUCGUGGCGUCCUACACGGCUCUGCUGCUGGGUUGCCUCUGCCAGGGAAGCCCCAUGAACGUGACUACUGUGAGAGAGAACUUGCCUCAGGGGGAUUUCUCCAUCAUGACGGACAUGCUCAAGAAGUUCCUCAACUUCAUGAACCUCACGUGUGACGUCGGCACCGCAGGACAAAAGUCCAUCGCCAGAGUCAUCGACUACCUGGAGCACUGUUAGAUGCGCGCGCGCGCGUGCACACACACACACACACACACACGCACAGUCCACCUCCAGUCAGUAUUUUCACUCCUCCGCGCUUGCAUGUUGACCCCUCAAUCGAGCGACUUUUUUUUUUUUUUUCUUUUUCUUUUUUUUCUCGUCCUUGAGCGCCUCCUCGUUGGUUAAAUUUGGUGUUUGACGGGCACGUGCGGAGAAGGAGCGUCCAGAAGAGUCGAAGCGUUUCACGCGGUCGGUGUUGGCGCCUUCGUCCGCGCGUCUCGCCUCGGUCACGCUUGACAUGUUCGACAAAGUAGCUCUUGUCAGACCACUUGAACGUGUUUUGUUGUUGUUGUUUUUUUGUCACAUGCGCCAAUGCAAACGCGCACCGGCAACAAGCUCCAUGUCGUGCGUGCGAGAUACGCGAGGCGCACGUGCAACUUGCUCAGUUGGGCGCGCGACUUACUAAAUUGCGCUUACGACCGAAGUUGCAAAUGUGACAUAAGUUGCGCAUGCAGCUUACCAAAUUGUGCAGACGACUACUAAGUCAAUUGAGUCGGUUGUGCGCGCGAGAUUCUAAAACGUGAGCCACUCCCCCUCAGACGGCAAGAUGUCCCUUAAAUGUUCUCAAGGGAUUUCUUUUCACAUUGUCACAUUUCUGUUUCGAUAUUGUCAGCGCACACACACACACACACACACGUUUACAAGAGCUUUAUUGAGGCGCGUGCGGGAUGUUUGUUUGUGUACAUACUGUUUGUACAUAUGUUGCCAGAGGAGCAGUGCAUGAUGGGAAGUGGGCGUGCUGGGCCGUGCGGGGAGAGGCCCGGACGUUUUUUUUUUUUUUUUUUACAGCCUUUUUUUUUCCCCCUCCUCGUGCGCGUCGAAAGCUUCUUAAGUGGGCGGCUGCGUUUGUACCGGUUCUUUGCUUACGUGUACAUACUUUGAAAAGAAUAAAAGUUGCUACUUUCAGUACAUCCCGCUCGCUUCCUUUCUUGGCUUGAAAAACGGGUUCAACGGGGUCAACCUUUGCGCCGGACGGACAUAUUUGAUUUCUAAAACGGACACACGGGCUUUCUUGACAACAUGUUCGCUUUAACAAUAAAAUACAAGGCCAUUUUGA
This is a messenger RNA of Phyllopteryx taeniolatus (common seadragon), 5103 nucleotides long. RefSeq names its product wings apart-like protein homolog. Gene Ontology annotation, biological process: regulation of chromosome condensation. The record is from RefSeq and is a predicted model, not a curated record. NCBI's taxonomy places the organism in Eukaryota, Metazoa, Chordata, Actinopteri, Syngnathiformes, Syngnathidae. The transcript has 20 exons. The coding region runs from base 339 to 4004 and encodes 1221 amino acids.